This is a messenger RNA of Puccinia triticina, 495 nucleotides long. RefSeq lists its product as uncharacterized. The record is from RefSeq and is a predicted model, not a curated record. NCBI's taxonomy places the organism in Eukaryota, Fungi, Basidiomycota, Pucciniomycetes, Pucciniales, Pucciniaceae. The transcript has 5 exons. Bases 1 to 495 code for a protein of 164 amino acids.
AUGACUAGUAUGGCCACUAAAUGUGUCGUCGUCUACAACAAAACACCGCGCUCAUCUUGCAUGGAGUUCAAUGGCGACUUUAUCCCAUUGCUUAGUACCCCAGUCCUCUCAAGAGCCGCCGUCGCCAUCCGCGGAACCUCCCGAUUACGCGAGAUGCUUGGCGUCACUUACAAGGCGCAUGGAAAAGUGGCUCGCGGGGGUAAUGGUCUAGAGUUUCACUAUGUCGAUGCUGUCAUCUCGGACUCGCCAAUGGAGAAUGAGUUUGAGAUUGGCGAGCCGGUGAAAAUCAGUGGCACCGGGACGAUAUGCGAUGUCAAGUCUUACAGGUCAAGAUUUAUGGGUACUGCCGUCAUUACGGAAGUUACAGUGGAGCAUAAAGAAGAGACCGCUCCAUUGAACCCGUUCUUAGCCAGAUAUAUUAUUGAUGAAUCAGUUAUUGCGGGGAAAAUCUUCGGUGGUAAUUUGACGGGCGCAGAAAAUCAAAUUGAGGAUUAG